CUUAUCUCGGCGGCCGAGCCCACGACCGCUUCCUCCCCAGACGGCCAGUCUCCACCGCCACCGCCCCCGACCCCGACCCCGAAUCCCCCCAAUUCCGGACGCGACCGCGGAACCCUAGCUGCCAUGGCCUCCCCGGAGGGCACCACGUGGGUCUUCGACUGCCCCCUCAUGGACGACCUCGCCGUCGCCGCCGACUUCGCCGCGGCCCCCGCGGGGGGAUUCUUCUGGUCGGCGGCGGCACCCAUGCAGCCGCUGGGGGUGCAGGCGCCGAUGCAGGCCGUCGCUGCCGCGCCGGCUCCCAGUCCCUGCAGUGUGGAAAUCAGUGGCUCUGUGGACUCUGAUCAGGGAAAAGAACAGACAACAAAUAAACGUCCUAGGUCGGAAAGUACAGCACAACCAAGCACUAAAGCAUGCAGGGAGAAGAUUAGAAGGGACAAGCUGAACGAGAGAUUCCUAGAAUUGGGUGCCAUCUUGGAGCCAGGGAAGACUCCUAAAAUGGACAAAUCAGCUAUAUUGAAUGAUGCUAUUCGUGUAGUAGGAGAAUUGCGUAGUGAAGCAAAAAAGCUGAAGGAUUCAAAUGAGAGUCUCCAAGAGAAGAUCAAAGAGUUGAAGGCCGAGAAGAAUGAGCUGCGCGAUGAGAAGCAAAGGCUGAAGGCCGAGAAAGAGAGCCUGGAGCAGCAGAUCAAGUUCCUGAACUCCCGCCCAAGCCUGGUACCGCACCCUCCUGUGAUGCCAGCCUCUGCCUUCGCCGCUCCCCAAGGGCCGGCAGCUGCCUGUCACAAGCUGAUGAUGCCUGUGAUUGGCUACCCUGGGUUCCCGAUGUGGCAGUUCAUGCCACCUUCUGAUGUCGACACCUCAAAUGACCCCAAGUCUUGCCCUCCUGUCGCAUAAGGUGGAAAGAGGCGAUGCCGCCCUCCAUUGAUUCAAGUCUAGCUCUGUCCGCAGUGCUGUCGGUGUAGUUGACUCCAGAACUUGGAAGGUUAUAUGUGUGUCAGCUCGUGACAUGGGUGGUCCGAUGGCACCGUUGUAUAUUAUAUGGUAAAUAAAUUCCGUCACUUAAAUCAAAUGAGAAUUAUAUGCCGUAGAAUUA
Molecule: messenger RNA, 1090 nt
Organism: Panicum hallii
Lineage: Eukaryota; Viridiplantae; Streptophyta; Magnoliopsida; Poales; Poaceae
Product: transcription factor ILR3
Exons: 5
Coding region: 124-891 (255 amino acids)
Biological process (GO): intracellular iron ion homeostasis; regulation of DNA-templated transcription
Molecular function (GO): protein dimerization activity; DNA-binding transcription factor activity
Source: RefSeq, a predicted model, not a curated record